Molecule: messenger RNA, 972 nt
Organism: Nicotiana attenuata
Lineage: Eukaryota; Viridiplantae; Streptophyta; Magnoliopsida; Solanales; Solanaceae
Product: vesicle transport protein GOT1-like
Exons: 8
Coding region: 83-646 (187 amino acids)
Biological process (GO): retrograde transport, endosome to Golgi; endoplasmic reticulum to Golgi vesicle-mediated transport
Source: RefSeq, a predicted model, not a curated record
AACCGCGCCUUUUCUGUUGAAGCUCUUCGUCUCUGACAUAGAGGUUAUUUGGUAGUUGAAGUUUCAAGUUCUGGUUGACAGGAUGGUUUCAUUUGAAGGAAGUGAUGUUAAGAUCAUAAUGGGAGCUUUCGGAAAUCACUUAGAAGGUCAAGAUCACAGGAGGAGGGAAGAAUUAGGAAGAAAAUCUUCUUUAGAUGAAGAUGAUUCCAAAGGAAAGCCAAAACGGGGAAUAAGAUGCCUUAAAGAGAUUGGGCUUGGAUUGACUGCACUUGGUGUAUUUUUUACUCUGCUUGGAGUGUUUCUCUUCUUUGAGAGGAGCUUCGUUGUCAUUGGGAAUAUCCUCCUUCUGUCUGGGGUGACCUUAACCAUUGGAGUGAUGUCUACCUGGCAAAUUUUCAUGAAACGACAAAAUUUUAAGGGUUCUGCCUCCUUUGCUGUUGGUUUCGUGCUUAUUAUGCUGGGAUGGCCUGUGCUAGGCAUGAUUUGGGAGACCUGCGGUCUUUUUGUGCUGUUCAGUGGCUUUUGGCCCACUGUUGCUGUUUUCCUGAGGAAGUUACCUAUCGUUGGUGGAAUCUUUCGCCAAUCAUCUGUGUCAUCGUUCUUUCCGCGUAACAGGGUUAACAUGGGUAAACGGAUGCCGAUUUGAGGACCGUAGCCUAAGAGUAAAUGAAUUCUGAAAGAAGAAAACUUUGCAAUGGGAAGCACCUGAAUGGGUUCUAAAGAAAAGAUAAUGGUACUUUGCUGCUAAACUUUGAAACUUAAGCAUGUGGAUAAAGAGCAGUAAUUGUCAAACUGGCUAUGUGAUAUUGUAUGUUAGUACUUGUAUCUGUCAAUGAUAUUAGGAGGCAAACAAAACGGAGCGAUACAAGACUCUGAUACACAGAGGUCAUGGAUAAUGCAUGCAACUGUUUCCACUAUUGUCCCAUUUGGUUGAUAUGUUCCCUUUAUUUCUCUUAUUUACCUUUGAUAUAG